AUGAAGUUUUCAAACCUUGCGUCAGUAUUACUAAUUGCUGUCAGCUACAAAUAUGUCUCCCUUUGUGAAGCUUUUUCACUUUUUGAGGAUGGCGCUACCUUUCCUAAUUUUGGUAAGCAACCAAAGCUCGCACAGAAUAUUCAACAAUCACUUAAGGCGAACCGCUUAAACUCAGAUGAUUCUCUAACUACCACCUUUGUCUCGCCUAUGGAUACGGAUUAUAGUUUGAGGCUGAGAAGCGUAGAUCCCUCUAAAUUAGGGAUUGAUACUGUCAAACAAUGGUCUGGGUAUAUGGAUUAUAAAGACUCCAAACAUUUCUUUUAUUGGUUUUUCGAAAGUAGAAAUGAUCCCGCUAAUGACCCAAUUAUACUUUGGUUGAAUGGUGGGCCCGGUUGCUCCUCCUUCACUGGUUUGUUGUUCGAACUAGGGCCCUCAUCGAUCGGCGUUGAUAUGAAACCAAUCCACAAUCCUUAUUCGUGGAAUAAUAAUGCUUCGAUGAUAUUUUUGGAACAGCCUUUAGGCGUUGGAUUUUCAUAUGGUGACGAGAAAGUUUCCUCCACAAAAUUAGCAGGCAAAGAUGCUUACAUUUUCUUAGAGCUAUUUUUUGAAGCUUUUCCUCAUUUACGUUCCAAUGAUUUUCAUAUCGCAGGGGAAUCUUACGCAGGCCAUUAUAUUCCUCAAAUUGCCCACGAGAUAGUCGUUAAAAAUCCUGAAAGAACCUUUAAUUUGACCUCCAUCAUGAUCGGCAACGGUAUCACCGAUCCUUUAAUCCAAGCUGAUUAUUAUGAACCAAUGGCAUGUGGUGAGGGGGGCUAUCACCCUGUUCUUUCAUCUGAGGAAUGUAAGAAAAUGAGAAACGCUGCCGGCCGUUGCCGUAGAUUGAAUAAAUUAUGCUAUGCUUCUAAAUCGAGUAUCCCAUGCAUACUUGCCACAACUUAUUGUGACUCUGCCCUUUUGGAACCUUAUGCGAAGACUGGCCUCAAUGUCUAUGAUAUCAGAGGGCCGUGCCAAGACAAUAGUACUGAUGGUAUGUGCUAUACCGGUCUUCGGUAUGUCGAUCAGUACAUGAAUUUCCCCGAAGUUCAAGAAACAUUAGGAUCCGACGUACACAGCUAUUCUGGUUGUGAUAAUGACGUUUUCACAGGAUUUUUGUUUACUGGUGAUGGUAGCAAACCAUUUCAGCAAUACGUUGCAGAACUUUUAAAUCACAAUAUUCCGGUAUUGAUCUAUGCAGGUGAUAAAGACUAUAUAUGCAAUUGGUUGGGAAAUCACGCGUGGACUAAUGAACUGGAGUGGAUCAAUAAAUCUAGGUAUCAGAGAAGAAGGUUGAGAUCAUGGGUUAGUGACGAAACUGGUGAAGAGUUUGGACAAGUCAAGAACUAUGGCCCCUUUACCUUUUUAAGGGUAUUUGAUGCAGGCCACAUGGUGCCCUAUGAUCAACCGGAGGCAAGUUUACAAAUGGUUAACAGCUGGAUUUCCGGUAACCAUGAAUUUUCCAAGUCCUUUUCAAAACUCUAA
Messenger RNA from Saccharomyces eubayanus, 1518 nucleotides. It is a transcript of the gene ATG42, whose product is annotated as carboxypeptidase C. Gene Ontology annotation, biological process: proteolysis. The transcript has a single exon. Gene Ontology annotation, molecular function: serine-type carboxypeptidase activity. NCBI's taxonomy places the organism in Eukaryota, Fungi, Ascomycota, Saccharomycetes, Saccharomycetales, Saccharomycetaceae. The coding region runs from base 1 to 1518 and encodes 505 amino acids. The record is from RefSeq and is a predicted model, not a curated record. Gene Ontology annotation, cellular component: fungal-type vacuole.